Haliotis rubra (blacklip abalone) is the source of this 1369-nucleotide messenger RNA. RefSeq names its product 60 kDa lysophospholipase-like. The record is from RefSeq and is a predicted model, not a curated record. NCBI's taxonomy places the organism in Eukaryota, Metazoa, Mollusca, Gastropoda, Lepetellida, Haliotidae. Bases 526 to 1314 code for a protein of 262 amino acids. The transcript is spliced from 9 exons.
CACAAUUCGGUUGUCAUGGGCCAGUAACUGCUUGAAUUACACCCCGCUGCUUCAAUCUGUGUUUUGACUGUUUCGUACUGGAAAGAAGUCUAUUAAUAGAUCCAGGGCCGCUGUUUAAACUUUUGUGUAUAUUAUUUCAGGUAAGAGAGCUGACUAUUAACUGUGUACCUGACAUCGUGGGUCUCACAAAGCAGCCGCUUGGGCUCUGUGGGAUAUUAUGUCGCUACAUUCCAGCAUCUGUACAUAGAGUUAAUAGCUCACCGCUAUUCAUAUGCUUUCCCUGCAGUAUCAUAUUACACGUUUAUGGGGUGAACUAACACUGUUCGACAGUAUAUGAGAGCUACAGUACCCUUGACACUGAAAUACAGACUCAAGAACCGCAGUGUCCGAUCGCCUGGCGAACCUGUCUUCCUGGCGAGAUGACGGCUACAUCACGAGUGCUUGUCCUCUACACAGGGGGAACUUUUGGCAAGGUUGAGACAAACGAAGGACCACUACGCUGUAUACACCGGCUUUGUUAUAAUCAUGGGGACAGACGCUAUGGCGUAUGUAGGCUCCGCGUUGUCGUUCAUGCUGCAGCACCUCAACAAGCCUGUCAUCUUCACGGGGGCCAUGAUCCCAAUCUCCUACUCGUCAACAGACGGCUUGAACAAUCUGUUGUGUUCCCUCAUCAUGGCGACUCGCAAGGUCCCCGAGGUAAUGCUGUGCUUCAAUAAGACGGUCUUCCGAGCCAACAGGACCACCAAGUUGGACUCCGUCAACUUCGACGCCUUCAUUUCCCCCAACAUGUCCCCCCUAGCGACAGUCGACGUGGUUGAAGGCACACUGGACGUGAACAUCUCGGUGAAGGAGAACCUGGUGAGACGGAACCCAGUCACCGAAGACCUGGAUGUUCUACCGGUGUGCGACAAGGCUGACGUCGGUAUGCUGUUGUUGUAUCCGGGGAUGUCUGCAGAUAUGGUGAUGUGUUUUGCUCGAGAUUUCAAAGGCGUGGUCCUACUUUCCCAUGGGGCAGGGAACAUGAGCGAUGAAGUGAUGGGUGCCCUCGAGAAACUCGUGAAAGGUGGAGAUCGUAUAUUCGUUAACAUUACAAGCUGUCUGAGAGGAGGUGUGGCGACAAAUACAUCACUGAAGGAUCUGGUCCAGAGUGGACUUGUUCUCGGCAUGGACAUGACGCCCCAAGCUGCUUUCACCAAACUCAGCUACGUACUGGCGACAAACCUGAGUAUCGAGAAAAAGAAAAAGUUGCUGCUGCAGAAUCUUAGAGGCGAAAUCACGGUGAAGACAUCUGAUUCUGAAGAGAAAAAACGAUAAACAAGAGUUUGAAGUGGGUGUAAGAUUAGAAUGGAGUAAACAUAUGCUCAACCAA